Messenger RNA from Aureobasidium subglaciale EXF-2481, 2160 nucleotides. RefSeq lists its product as uncharacterized. Gene Ontology annotation, molecular function: protein binding. The transcript has a single exon. Gene Ontology annotation, cellular component: cytoplasm. The coding region runs from base 1 to 2160 and encodes 719 amino acids. NCBI's taxonomy places the organism in Eukaryota, Fungi, Ascomycota, Dothideomycetes, Dothideales, Saccotheciaceae. The record is from RefSeq and is a predicted model, not a curated record.
AUGACGGCAGUCGCGCCCCCUGUGCAAUUCCAGCCGCCUGUCCGCUCCGGUGCAUCAUGGAAUAGCGGCGCUCCCACCAUGAGCCAGGACGACAUGACCAGGAUGUUCAUGCCCGGCCCCCGUAAGACGGCCCAGCGCUCAAACUCGCAAUCCUCCCUCACCUCGGCCUCUUCGUCCUCCUCGUCGACCAUCUCCCAAUCCUCUACGCAAUCACAGCCCUCGCCCUCCAACCAAGACCCCACCACAUGGACCACCCGCAAGAAGAGCACAAGAGGCAUCUGGCCGUCAGGGAAGGCAGAGCCCACCGCCGGCCUCUCCACAACCCGUCCGCAACCCGUUUCGUCGACAUCAUCUGGCCCUUCUGCCGCAUCCGCCAUCUCGGCCCUGCAUGGCCCAAUGCUUCCUUCACAACAAAUGUCCACCGCCCAGAAUGGCUCUCUCAGAGGUGCCCCGCAGCCCCCUCCCGACACGCCCGCCAUCCUCCAUCUCUCGCCCAUGAACGGCACGUUUGAACGCAAAACCAUCAGCGUCCCUUUCUAUCCUGACGUCCUGCGCAUCGGACGCCAGACGAACGCCAAAACUGCCCCGACGCCGGCCAAUGGCUUCUUCGACUCGAAAGUCCUCUCCCGCCAGCAUGCCGAAAUCUACGCUGAGCGUAACGGACGAAUCUUCAUACGGGACGUCAAGUCGUCCAACGGCACCUUCGUCAACGGCCAGAGACUAUCGCCCGAAAACAAGGAAUCAGACCCGCACGAAUUGCGUGAGCAAGAUGUCCUUGAACUCGGAAUCGAUAUCGUCAGUGAGGAUCAAAAGACUAUUGUCCAUCACAAGGUUGCUGCUCGUGUCGAACAUGCUGGCAUCUACACUCAGGGCACCGAGCUCAACUUUGGAGAGCUGGACCCCUCCCAUCAAAUGAAGCGCAGCAACAGCCAGUCCUCGCAGCAGAGUGCAAAGGCAAACGCCAUGGCUGCUGUCAUGGCUGCCAGAGACUCUGGCGCUAUGCAACAACCACAAUGGACCCGUGCUUGGCCAUCGACCGUGACAACAGAGACCAUUGUCAAGCGUCUGAACCGCGAACUGAGCCUUGCUAAGAAGCAGUCCUCGGAUCUAGCCCGAAGCAGAUCUUGUCUGGAAGGUCUGUUGGCUGCCGAUUUAAAGGGCAAGCAAGACAAGUCGCCCAGACCUUCCCCUGGAAAGCAGCAAAAGUCGGACUCCAAAUCAUCCAUCAUGUUUGAACCUCCUGCUCCACCACCACAAGCUCCGCUUCCCGAGAAGCCAGACGUUGCAAAAGCCCUUGCUGAUCCUGUCAUUCAACCUCUUCUCAUGCGUUCAGAGACUGCUCGUCCAAUCUUGGCUCCAAAUGGAUCUCCUACUCGAGCCGAUCAUUCGCAAGCUCUCCUGAUUCUUACACAGGAACUGAAACUUGCCAAGGAUCAGAUCCCAAGUCUUGAGGACCGCGUUAAAAUCUUAGAAGACCAACUCAAGCAGGAGCGCAAUGCACGCGAAAGCGCCGAAGAAAGAGCUUCUCUGCUAGAGUCAUCUCGCGAUACUUCUUCUGACGAUCAAAACGAAGCAUCAAUCAGCCAGUCCGGCAACUCGGCUGUACACGAGGAGCUACCGAAGGAUGAGACUCCUGAUCUUCAGUUGCAGCUUGACAAACUUCGUGCUGCCAUGGAAGAUAUGAAGAUGCAGAUGGAAGCCUACCGCCGUCGCGCAGAGACAGCCGAAUCCGAACGCGACGAUGCACACCAAUCCCUCGCACAGAUGGUUGAGCAGAAGCGCAAAGAAAAUGCCGAGUUGCAGCAUCAACGGGAGACCCGUUCUAUCACGUCAACUUUGUCUUCUAGCACUUCAGGCACUUCGACAUCUACAAAUGGCCACGUUACCGAACCCUUUGCCGAAGACAGUCUGUACAGUCUUCUGUCUGAAGCUGGGAUCAAUGCAAAUGCAGCGCUAUCGUCGGAGCAAGCAGCAUCAAUCUCGCGACUGCUCGCCCGUAAGAUGCCUGUCGCACAUCAUGAAGCUCACAGCGAAUCUUCUGACAAGCUGAAGGAGCAGCUCGCUCAUCAUGGCUUGCCGCUCGGGUCAGGCUUCAUUGUGGUUGUUGUUGGCAUGGCUCUCAUGCACUAUUUGGAUGGUUGGGAGAAACUGCACAGGUGA